Messenger RNA from Bombyx mandarina (wild silkworm), 1896 nucleotides. Its product is annotated as solute carrier family 23 member 2. Lineage: Eukaryota; Metazoa; Arthropoda; Insecta; Lepidoptera; Bombycidae. Gene Ontology annotation, molecular function: transmembrane transporter activity. Gene Ontology annotation, cellular component: membrane. The record is from RefSeq and is a predicted model, not a curated record. Gene Ontology annotation, biological process: transmembrane transport.
UUAACAUUGCGGUGUUAACAAUUACAGCGCUUGGCUUAGUGGUGUGACGCGUCUGGUUUUUGGGUCUCUGUUACAUAAGACCACACAUAAGACUGACUUCUGAUGGUCGUAGGGUCAAUGCCAUGGUACACAACAACGUGAUCCAGAUCGGACUGGACGCUGUCAGGGGAGUGUGCGUCAAUGAUGUACGAGGUGAACAGAAACCAGAGGAGGCACGCAAAGGCAAUGUCACGUAUGGGAUCGACGACACGCCGCCCUGGUACCUCUGUAUAUUCAUGGCUUUACAGCAUUACCUGACGAUGAUUGGGGCCAUUGUCGCGAUCCCGUUCAUCCUCUGCCCGGCUCUCUGCAUGGAGGAAACAGAUCCAGACCGAUCCAAUAUUAUAUCUACUAUGAUAUUUGUCACAGGUUUAAUAACCUGGCUUCAGGCGACCUUCGGCUGUCGACUGCCUAUAGUUCAAGGCGGCACCAUAUCAUUUCUGGUGCCGACGCUCGCGAUACUGAACCUGCCGGCCUGGAAGUGUCCCGAGGAGGAGAUCUUGGUCGCCAUGAGUACCGAAGAACGGCGACAGGUGUGGACGAGUAGGAUGUGUGAACUGUCCGGCGCCAUCGCAGUUGCGGCUUUAUUCCAAUUGUUUUUAGGAUACUUCGGUGUGAUCGGGUCGCUGUUGAGGUUCGUGACCCCGUUGACGAUAGCUCCCACGGUGGCGCUGGUCGGACUCACGCUGUUCGACCACGCAGCGGAAGCCGCGUCGCAGCAAUGGGGCAUCGCAGCUGGCACUUUCAUUCUGCUGACGAUAUUCUCUCAAUGCAUGACCAACGUGAACAUCCCAACUCUGUCCUACAACAGGGACAGUGGUUGCACCGUUGCUUGGUUCCCGCUCUUCAAGCUAUUCCCGGUUUUACUAACAAUAAUAAUCAUGUGGGCAGUCUGUGGCAUCUUGACCGUGACCGGAGUAUUUCCUCCAGAGCAUCCGGCCCGGACCGACCUCAAGGUCAAUAUCAUUGAAGAUGCUCCAUGGUUCAGGAUACCUUAUCCAGGUCAAUGGGGCGCACCGACGGUAAGUGUGGCCGGCGUACUGGGCAUGCUGGCAGGGGUCUUGGCUUGUACAGUGGAGUCUAUAAGCUACUACCCUACAACUGCUCGAAUGUGCGGUGCUCCACCCCCUCCCCUGCACGCCAUCAACCGCGGGCUGGGCACCGAGGGGCUGGGCACGGCGCUGGCCGGGCUCUGGGGCUCCGGGAACGGGACCAACACCUUCGGAGAGAAUGUCGGCGCCAUCGGGGUCACCAAGGUCGGGUCACGGCGCGUGGUGCAAUUCGCCGCCGGCCUCAUGGUGCUGCAGGGGGUCGUGGGCAAGCUGGGAGCCGUGUUCAUCAUCAUCCCGCAGCCCGUAGUCGGCGGCCUCUUCUGCGUUAUGUUCGGAAUGAUAUCGGCCUUCGGUCUCUCAGCACUUCAGUACGUGGACCUGAACAGCUCGAGGAACCUGUACAUCAUAGGGUUCAGCCUGUUCUUCCCGCUGGUCCUGACCCGGUGGAUGGCGGCUCACAGCGGCGUCAUACACACGGGGCUGGAGGCGCUGGACGCGGUGCUCCAAGUGCUGCUGUCCACCUCCAUACUCGUGGGGGGCGCCGUCGGCUGUCUGUUGGACAACGUGAUCCCUGGUACUGAUGAAGAGCGAGGGCUGGCGGCCUGGGCUAAGGAGAUGUCUUUAGAAGCAGCCGGAGCCUCCGACGAUGGAGACACCUAUGACUUUCCCAUCGGCAUGAGCCUGAUACGACGCUGGAAAUGGACUUAUUACCUUCCGUUUAUGCCAACUUAUGAAAAAGGGAAAUUCACAGCGUUGUUCAUAAAGAAGAAAUUGUAAAUAUUAUAUGUAUAAUAAAGAAAUGCGA